UUCCCUGCUGCCCGCCACCCCCGGGGUCCGGGCUCCCAUGAUCCCCUGCUGCCCCCCACCCCAGGGAACCCAAGGUCUGGGCUCUUAAACCCCCUCCUCCCAACCCCCCCACCCCUGGGCGCCCAGGCAUUCAGGCCCCCGCGCCCCCAGCCAUGGCUGCUCCUGCCCCAGGCGGGGCAGGGUCGGGGGGCAGCGGGGGGGGCGUCGCUGAGCUGGUGCCUGGCGCAGCUGCGCGGCGCGACGGAGCCGGGGCUGGGCCGGGCGCUGCUGGCCCUGCGGACCCGCCACAUCCAGGCCCCCGGCGGCAUCGCCCGGUUCCGGGCCCGGGGGGGGCUCGCGCCCCUGCUGGGCCUGCUCGGGCCCGGCCCUGGGGCCCCCGGCAGCCCCACGCUUCCGGCCCGCCGCACCCUGGACCUGGCACUCAGCAUCCUGGGCAACUGCUGCACCGAGCCUGGCAGCCGCACCCGGGUGCGGGAGCUGGGCGGCAUCCCUGUGCUGGUGGCCAUUUUGAAGUCGAACCCCAUCGAGAGCAUCCAGAACCGCACGGCGCGGGCCCUGGGCAACCUGGCCAUGGAUCCUGAGAGCUCGCAGGCCAUCCACGAUGCUGGCGCGGUGCCCCCCCUGGUGGCCCUGGCCGCGGGCGGGGGGGCCAGCCCCUGCCUGCAGAGUGCGGUGCGGGCGCUGCGCUGCCUGGCUGACACUACGCAGCACCGGGCAGCGCUGGUGCAGCAGGGUGCAGUGCACCCCGUGGCCUCGUGCCUGGGCGCCGGGGACCCUCCUUUGGUGGCGGCGGCGGCGCGCGCCCUCCUGGAGCUGACCCGCGGCUGCACCCGCGCAUGCGCACAGCAGCUGAGUGCUGGUGGUGCUCUGCCACCCCUCGUUGCACUGGCAUGCGCUGAGAAGAAGUCCCUCCAGGACGCAGCGCUGGGUGCCCUCGCCAACGCCUGUCUGCAGGGCAUGCUGCGCCCCGCUCUGGGCAGCGCUGGUGCCGUGGAGGCUGUGGUGAGCGCCGUGGCACAGCGCCGGCCCCCCCCUGCUGCCCUGGUGCGGGCGCUCUGCCUGCUGUGCCGUGAGGCUGUCAACCGGGCCCGGGUGCGGGCAGCUGGGGGGCUGGGGACCAUGCUGGCGCUGCUGCGGGACCCAUGCCAGGCCUGGUGCCACGGCCGCGUGGUGGGCGCCCUGGUGGCCUUCUUCUAUGACCACGAGGCAAUGGAGGACCUGGAGGCCGGGGGGCUUGUGCCCCUGCUGGUGGCCAUGGUGGCUGCCCAGGGCCGUGCUCCACCCGGGGAUGCCAACUGUCGGCGGCAGAGGCGGGAGGAGGUGGAGGAGGAGCAGGAUGAGGACGGGCCUGACGCUGCCUCUGCUGACUACCCCGAGGAGCCCGGGCGGGAGGCAGCUGUGGAGGGGGAGUCGCCCAGUUUCCAGAGCCUCAGGUCAUGGCUGCUGUCGGAGGGCGUCAUCGCCAGCCCAGGGGACGUCUCCCCGCCUCAGUGGUCGCCUGACCGGUCUCUCAGCCCUGUCCUGGACCUCCCGGGGGUGGAGCCUGAGGUAGGCCCUGCCCCCCCAGCGCUGACAUCAGUGAGAAACCCCUUGGAGAUGACGUCGCCGGUGCUGGUGUUGCCACGGCCACGGCUGCCCUCUGACCUCUUGCUGGCCCCAGUGUCGUCACGGAAACGACUGUCCAGCCACCUGACAUCACAGCAGCUGCCACCUGGUGACCCCACAGUAACAUCAUCGUCAUCAUGGCAGCUGCCACCCAGUGAUGUCACGGCGAUGUCAUCAUCGUUGCAGCAAGCACCACCCAAUGACCUCAUGGUGAUGUCAUCAUCACGGCAGCCACCACCCGAUAACCUCACGACAGUGUCCUCAUCACGGCAGCCACCACCCGAUGACCUCACGGCAAUGUCAUCACUACGGCAGCCCCCACCUGGUGAUCUCACAGUGACUUUAUCAUCAUCGCAGCAGUCCCCACCUGGAGACCUCACAGCGACAUUGUCACAGCAGCUGUCGUCACCCAUUGAUCUCACAGCGACGUCAUCAUCAUCAGAGCAGCUGCCCCCCAGUGACCUUACGGUGAUGUUAUCAUCACAGCAGCCCCUACCCAGUGACCUCACAGUGACAUCAUCAUUGGCACAGCAGCCGCCCCCCAGUGACCUCACGGCAACGCCGUCGUUACGGCAGCUGCCAGCGCUGGUGUUGCCACAGCCCCCAGAGGCCCUGCCCCUCCCCCCCCGCCUGGCCCCGCCCCCCCCACUGGGCUGGGAGCCCCCUGGGGAGGGCUGGGGGGGCCCCGAAGGCCCGGCCCUGCUGCUGCUGUCUCGCUACUCGCAGGCUGUGACGCCGGCGCGGGGGCUGGUGACGGGGCCGGCGCUGCGGGGGCUGCUGGAAUACGUGACGGAGGCGCCAGCCCCCUCCCCCCGUGGGCGACGCCUCCUGCAGCGCCUGGCCCGUCACCCUGCCUGCCUCGAGCCCCUCGUGCGCUGUCGCGCGCCUGGCCUGCUGCGGGCUUGGCUCAUCCUCGGCCUCCGCCCCCGCUCCACCGAGGGACCCGGGAGUCCGGGUGAGGAGCUGGAUGUGCCCGGGAGUCCGGGCGAGGAGGUGGAGGAACCUGGGAGUCCAGGUGAAGGACCCGGGAGUCCGGGCAGGGCACCUGAGGGACCCAGGAGUCCGGCUGAGGGACCGGGGAGUCCGGACAGGGUCUCCAAGAGAGCCAGGAGUCCGGGCACAGAGGUGCAGGAGCCCAGGAGCCCGGGCCGGGUGCCCAAGAAACCCCGUCAUCUGGCUGAGGGACCCAGGAGUCCGGGCGAGGCCCUCGAGGAACCCAGGAGUCCCGUCCCUCGCUUCGAGGAGUUCGGGGAGUCGCUGCUGCUGGGCUUGCGGGUGACGGCCGAGUCGCCCUUCGGCGCCGGGGUUCUGACCCACAUGCUGCUCUCGGGGCCCCCCAGCGAUCGCCUGGCCUGCGCCCUUGCCGUGCCCCUCCUCUGCAGGAAGGAGCUCCCCCUGUGCCGCAAGUUGCUGCUGGACCACUCAGGCCUGGUGCUGCUGACCGAGGCCCUGGCCCGGCCCCCGCCAGCCCCCUUCGCCCUUUACGCCGCCGAUGCCUUGGCCCUGCUCUUGGGCUCUCCCCAUGGCCCUGGCAAGCACUCGCCCCCACCCACUGGGCCUGCCCUGGCCUGUCCCUAUGCCCACGUGGUGGCAUCGGAGGCGGCCGACCUGCGGUUCCUCCUGGACUGUGGUGCCCAGGUCCCAGCCUCACGCCAGGUGCUAGACACGGCGUCUGACGUCUUCCGCGCCAUGCUGGGGGGGGGCUUUGCUGAGGCCCGGCUGGCCCUGAUCCCCCUCCGGGGGGUGGCCCUGGCCGCCUUCCUGCCCCUGCUGCAUCACCUGCACGGCUGCCGCGGCUGCCAGGCCCUGGCGGGGCCCUUUGGGAUCCCGCUCGGCACCCGGGUGCUGGAGGUGGCCGGGCAGUUCCUGGCCCCGGGGCUGGUGGAGGAGGUGGAGGCUGCCUUGAGCGCCCAGUACCUGGCCGGGGCUGACCCCCGGGGCCCGGCCCAGCUCUACAGCCUGGCUGAGCGGCUGGGCCGCCUGGGGCUGCAGCGCGCUUGUGUGCGCCACGUGUUGUGCGGGUGCUACCCGGGGCCAUGCCAGCGGGCCGAUGCGCUGGUCCGCCUGGCCCGGGCGGCUGGGGAUGAGCGGGCGCUGGCCGGGCAUUUGCUGGCCAUGGCUACUGAGGCAGCUUGGGGGACCCAGGAGUCCACGCCUUGAG
This is a messenger RNA of Alligator mississippiensis (American alligator), 3766 nucleotides long. RefSeq names its product armadillo repeat containing 5 (gene ARMC5). The annotation marks the transcript as partial. The record is from RefSeq and is a predicted model, not a curated record. NCBI's taxonomy places the organism in Eukaryota, Metazoa, Chordata, Crocodylia, Alligatoridae. Gene Ontology annotation, molecular function: protein binding. The transcript has 6 exons. Gene Ontology annotation, cellular component: cytosol. Gene Ontology annotation, biological process: anatomical structure morphogenesis.